UGUCAUAGGCAAGUUUACACACAAUAAACUAGAAGAAAAAAAAAAGUUAAUAAUUAAAAAAACUAAAAAACAAAAUGCAACGAUAAACUUAUAUAGAUGAUCAUAUAUGCCUUGAUGUAUGUAUACUUUUAAAUUUUCAUCAUAUAUUUUUCUGAAUUAGCAGUUACUAUUCAUAUUUUGUUGAUUUGUGAAAGCAGGAAGCCUUGAAGUGGGUAACUGAUCAGCCAGCAUGGCAACGAUCUGAAGGGAGGGACCAUAUUCUUCCGGUUCACCACCCAUGGUCUUUCAAGUCCGUACGGAGAUAUAUGAAAAAGGCAAUUUGGCUUCUCCCUGAUAUGGACUCCACUGGGAACUGGUAUAAGCCUGGCCAGGUUUGGCUUGAGAAGGACCUUAUCUUGCCAUAUGUUCCUAAUGUCGAUUUGUGUGAUGCCCAAUGUUUACGUGAAUCUCACUCUAAACGAAGUACAUUACUUUUCUUCCGGGGAAGGCUUAAAAGAAAUGCUGGGGGCAAAGUUAGAAGCAAGCUAGUAGAAAUUCUACAAGAUGCUGAGGGUGUUAUAAUAGAAGAGGGAACCGUUGGAGUGGCUGGGAAGGAAGCUGCUCAGAAUGGCAUGCGCAA
Messenger RNA from Phalaenopsis equestris, 619 nucleotides. RefSeq names its product probable arabinosyltransferase ARAD1. NCBI's taxonomy places the organism in Eukaryota, Viridiplantae, Streptophyta, Magnoliopsida, Asparagales, Orchidaceae. The record is from RefSeq and is a predicted model, not a curated record. The annotation marks the transcript as partial. The transcript has 3 exons.